AUGGGCAUGCUGAUCUGGUACAGGCGGCUCGGCUUGGCCGAGGGAGUCGCCCUGCCUCCGGGGGACUACAGCACCACGCCCGGCGGCACCCUCUUCGGAACCACGCCUGGCGGUACCCGCAUUAUUUAUGACCGCAAAUUUUUAAUGGCGUGCCGAAAUUCUCCAGUUGCCAAAACACCACCUUGCAAUCUUCCAGACAUUCCAGGUGUUACAAGUCCAAGUAUGGAUGAGCUCCAGACCGAGACCAACCUCAUCCCUGCUGAUGACGAGAAACCAGGCUUAGGUGAAGAAGCCCAGUUCGACAUAGAUAUCUGAAAUCUCUCCUCUGAGAAUAGUGGUGUUGUUUUAUUCCUGAUGAAGAUGAGAUACCAGUAACGCUUCCAGAAAUGAGAGAGGCUUAUAGAAUAGCCCACGCUAUGCAAAGCUUUUCAGGAGAAAAGGUUCAUCGUAUUUAAAAAAAAAAAAUGCUGGGAAGAAGAGGACAUUUCUUUCUGC
Molecule: messenger RNA, 495 nt
Organism: Python bivittatus (Burmese python)
Lineage: Eukaryota; Metazoa; Chordata; Lepidosauria; Squamata; Pythonidae
Gene: EIF4EBP1
Product: eukaryotic translation initiation factor 4E binding protein 1
Biological process (GO): negative regulation of translational initiation
Cellular component (GO): cytoplasm
Molecular function (GO): eukaryotic initiation factor 4E binding
Source: RefSeq, a predicted model, not a curated record